AAUCGGUUUCGGAAUUGCCUGAAGAAAGUCAUUCUCAAAUGCGUCAAUCUCCAGUAGCAAAGAAAAGAAAAGUGGCCAAGCCCAAGCCACUGAAAGUUGGCGGAGCCAGGAGGAGAAGACAGUGCGCACCUAAGCCAAUUCAGUCUGAUGUUGUCCGGCAGCUAUGUCGUCUUCCGGCGAAAGCCUGCAUCCCGAAAUCCGCGGCCGAUGUGAUGUACGUCAAUUCCAGAUUCGGCCGUUUCAUUGAUGGCAAUACAGGCCGAGAGAUCGUGCGCCGUACUCGGGUCAGAGUUCCCAAGAAGCACAAGCCCCAGCCCAAAAAUAAACCUAAGAGAGAAACAAAGAAGCCCAGUAACCCCAAACGGUCGUCAUCGUCAUCGCUUUCGGAUACGGAUUGGAUUGGCUUUGAUUGAUACGAUUUAUCUUUAUAUUUGCUUGGAAACCUUGUUUAUCCUAAAUCGGAUUUUGUACAAAAAUUGACAGUUUUAUUUCGGUUUAUUUAGAUUUUUAUAAUUUUGGCAUAA
Messenger RNA from Drosophila bipectinata, 524 nucleotides. RefSeq lists its product as uncharacterized. The record is from RefSeq and is a predicted model, not a curated record. NCBI's taxonomy places the organism in Eukaryota, Metazoa, Arthropoda, Insecta, Diptera, Drosophilidae.